GCUGAACGAGUUAGGGUUGCUGACAAUUUUCCUCGUGAGCUUGAGGGGGGCUAUAAGUGAAGAUUAUAAAGAUCAGGCAGUGCAGAUAUCAAUGCAAACAACAAUCUCCCCAAUUCGGGACAGGAAAAAUUCUUCGAUGAUCAAACCCGGAUAGUUCCGGAAGGUUCUGGAUUCUUUUACCAUGUUAGAGAAAGAGAACCCGAUAGUGGUUUCCAAGAGAAACGGACUGUCAUAGGGCCCAACUUAUUUGGGCCCAAAUAAACGUAUUAUAGGCCCAUUUUCCUAACACCGACCACGCACGACGUACUACCGAAUGGAGGGGGUUGGUUCACCCUUACAUUUUUCUCUUGGGGCUGCUUCGUUUUUGGUUUCGAUCACUCUUUUUGAUCUUUUUCUUCUCGGCCGAUCAGUUUCUCGGACUUUCUAGGCGAUUUCCCUUCCCCCCCAGACGUUCCCCUGACGCUUUCUUUGCAGCAUUUUAGUCCCUCAGAUCUCCGAAGGCGAAGUUUCACUCGCCACAUCGAUCUCCACACAUCACCACUGAUGACAGUUGCAACGCUCAAGGCCUCUAGUUCUACAGAAUUGAUGAAAUCAGAGGGAAAUGAUACCGUAGACACCAUCAUCAAACAAACAAUUGGAAAAGACCCUCUUUUAUCUUUCUCGAGGGCUGUGGACAGCCCAGCACAAUGGAUCCAAUUACUACAUGCUUUGGAUCAGCAACAUGCUUUGGAUCAGCAAGAAUUCCAAGGUUGGCCCUUUUCCUCUCUGAAGGUGCAGAUGCAGAAUUGUGACAAGUGCUCUCAAGAAUUCUGUUCGCCCAUCAACUAUAAAAGGCAUAUACGUGUGCACCACCGGUUGAAAAAGCUUGCUAAGGCUUCUACUAAAGAUAGGGAUCUGCUGGGAGUGUUUUGGGAUAAGCUCUCUUUGGAAGAGGCAAAGGAAGUUGUGUCAUUCAAGAACGUGAUUUUUGAGGGAGUUCCAGGGUCUUCAAUUGUAAAGUCAUUGACAACACUUGUGAGAUCAGGGGUUGCAACUUUGCCACAAGUUUAUUUGAGGGCUGGUUCUGCCCUUUUGGAUGUCAUCCAUGCUCGGCCUUCUAGAUUCCCUAUGUCAUCCUUGGAGUUAUUUUGUAUCCUUGAUGAUGCGAGUGAGAAAACAUUUCUGUGUGGGACAGCCGAUUUGAUGCAGAAGUAUGUUUUUCAUGGGGAAGCUGGGAAGAGUGGCUUUGAAACAAAAAACUUAGUUGCUUGCACCAGCUUCUUGCUGGAACAGAAAUUGGUCAAAGCAUGGCUUGCAGAUAAGGAUGCAGAAGCUUUAAGGUGCCAGAAGUUACUGGUGGAGGAAGAAGAAGCUGCUCAGAAAAGGAAAGCUGAGUUGUUGGAAAGGAAAAGGAAGAAGAAAUUGAGGCAAAAAGAGCACAAAGCAAAGGAGCUUAAACAUGUGGAAGCAGAUGUUAACGAAUGCAUCAGUAAUACUCUGGAGGCACCUAUGAUGCCUGCUGAAAUAACCAGCCCUUCAGCCAUAUGUGAUUCUGGUAUGUCCGUCCCAGAAAUGCUGCCAGAUCAAGUUCACUUAUCUUCUGAACCAUUCGAACUCUCAAACUCAGAUGAAGAAGCAGGUCCUGAAUCUCAAUCUGGGUAUGGCUGUGACUGUACCAGUCGGAAUGUUGAACGGCAGACAGUGCCAGGAUGUGUUCGUCGGCAAGGAGUUGUUUCUCGAUGGCAAUUGCCCGCAAAAUUGCAGAGGGGAGUGCCAAGUGGCUACCAUUCAGGUCAAAAUUCUCAAGCAUCAAAGCUUGGGGCUAUGCAAAAGCUUGGGAUCUACCGGGGUUUGAGGACUUCUCCAGUAGCCAACACCAAUAAAGUAUGGAGUCGAAAACCUAAGCCUGAAAGUGGUGGGGAGGUUAUGAAAGCCAGAGUACAGGAAGAGGAGAUAAACCGACAAGAGCAAAGUAAGACUAAUGAGGUUUUGAUUGGCUCUAUAUGUGUUACACUUAGAAAUUGUAGCCAAGAGGGUAAUAAUCUGGCUAGAGCUGGUGAAGAUAACCUGUCAGAGCAUCAAAUACCAAAGAAGGCUGACAUUCAGGAGAAGUCCGCUAAACCUGAUUCUCUUCUGAGUGGCACAAAUCGAUCAACAGUUAAGCUCUGGAGGCCAGUGAAUGGUAAUGGUGGCGGUAGGAACAGUGAUAAAUUCUUGGAGGAAAUUGUCUGUCCUGGAAGCGCUGUACGUGCUGCAAAAGUUUUUCUUGCACAGAAAUGGAAGGAAGCUAUAGCAGCCGACCAUGUGAAAUUGGUUCUGUCCCCGCGUUCCUCCAGGAUGCCCAGAGGCAGGAUGUGGAGUAGCGAUUCAGUCAUCAAAUUUCCAUAAAUGCAGCAUUCUCGGCAUUGCAAACAACUGGUUGGUUAAUGCAGGUGGUUUUGAGUCUUCAACAGCCAGGAAUGUUAAUAAUUACAGGACUAAGUCUGAAAAGGUUAUGAACAGAAAGUACAUUCCCAAAAUAAGCAAUGCUACCUAGUAAGGGGGAAAAGAGGAGAUUUGUUUCUUUUACAAAUGUGCACAGUUCAACUCACCGUCGUGUUGUUAGCAGAUGUUCCAGUUUUACAGAUGGUCUUCUGUCGGAAAAUUGAAAAGAAGUUUUGCCGGAAAAUCUUUGUACAAUUCCGUACUUUUUCUGCAGAUUUAUUAGUGAGUAUUUUUUUUUUUUUGGUAAGUCUUUUCUCUUUGGCUUAAUAGUCUAUUUUAUUUUGUAAUAAAUUUGGUGUUUAAUUAAUGCAAAGGUCAACCCUUUUUGUCUA
This is a messenger RNA of Carya illinoinensis, 2795 nucleotides long. RefSeq lists its product as uncharacterized. The transcript has 10 exons. The coding region runs from base 544 to 2367 and encodes 607 amino acids. Lineage: Eukaryota; Viridiplantae; Streptophyta; Magnoliopsida; Fagales; Juglandaceae. The record is from RefSeq and is a predicted model, not a curated record.